UAACAGCACGCGUCCCUCGUAUUUAGCGGACCCGGAUGGUCAUGGGUACCUGAGGGGAGCUAAUUGGGUCGGUUCGUGCCCAUCAGGUCCUUGAGAUAAUUUGACAGCUGAGGAGCCCUUUACACCUUAGCACCUGACGGUUGCACCUUGGCAUCUGACGGAGUUGGGAGCUUAGUGCGCCCACAAUGCCCCUCUUUGGCCUUUGAGCUCCUCCUUGGUCCAUGAGCUCCUCCAUGGCCCAUGAGCUCCUCCAUGGCCAAUAAGCUCCACCUUGUUGGACCUCCAUAUCUAGAGUAAAAAUUCAUGCACCAUUAUUUUGGAUUUUUUGAGAGAUAACAUUUGCCCCCCAAGUUUAUCAUAACUUUAUAAUGUUAUGAUGGACUUGUAGAAAAAAUAAUCCCCGCGCGCUUGGACUUCACACCCGCAACUAUUGGUACUGCCGAGUGUAGACAUGUAGAAGACCACCAAUAUUUUUAAGCAUCUUUGGACAUGAACAAAAGAAGUGAAAAAAAAUUAAUUAAUCCUUAUAGCCUUUAAAUAGGCCUCUCCUCUCUUCACAACCCAUCCAUUCUACUCUUCACUCUAUAUUAAAAAUAAAAGCUUUUCUAAAAACCCUCUCAAAUAGUUCAAAAAACCAUUUCAAAGGAAUGCUCAAAGUGGAAACUAGAGAUUAUUGGAAGGGAUUCAAGCUUGGACAUCACUAUUGAGUAAGUUUCUCUCAUCCAUUCACUAUUUAAUUCUAUUUUCCAUGUUAAAAUUCAUAGAAAAUAUGAAAAUCAUAGUAUUCUUUGAACUUUUUCACAAAACCCUCUUUUUACAUAUUUGAUUUUUCCUAAUGUUGUGAAAUUUGGCUUGAAAUUUUUGGAAUCUAUGAAUGAAACUUUGCAAUGUAGGCUAUGGGUUAUCUUAAUCCACUAUUUAUUUUAGAAAUGAGUGAGAUUUAUGCAUUUGGUAUGAUUUGAGUGAACUUUUUGGAAAAAAUGAAGAACAUGAUGAUGAUAAUGAUGAACAUUUGAAAUUUCUAGUUUUGAUCCAAAAGACAUUUAAAAUGGAGGGAAAAAUGUGUUUGUGGUUAUUUAGGCUUUAGAGGAUAAAGACAAAAAGGUAGAAUAGGUUGGAAUAUGUAGGAAUUGAUGAGUGUGGAUGUGUAGAGGCUUACUCCACGCCUAUUGUGUGUGUGUGUUUUUUUUUUUUUUAAAACAAAAGUAACAAUACCAAUUGGGUCUCCUCUUGUCCCAAUUGGCUCCACUUUCCCUUGUUGGAGCUCAUGGAGCCAUUCAAUAGGCUCAACUUUCCUUUGUUUAGCUCCACUUUCCUUUGUGGAGCUCAUGGAGCCAUUCAAUAGGCUCCACCUUUUUUUUUCAGCUCCAUUUUAGGAGCCUAUGGAGCUCAUGGAGCCAUUCAAUCGGCUCCACUUUCUCUCUUUCAGCUCCAUUUUUUUUUUCAGCUCCAUUUUUUUCUUUCAGCUCCAUUUUUUUCAGCUUCAUUUUUUUUCAGCUCCAUUUUAGGAGCCUAUGGAGCCAUUUGACCCCUUUGUAGGAGCUUAUGGAGCCAUUUGCUCCUUUGUUGGAGCUCUUGGGGCUACACAUAUUGCUUUAUUAUUUUUUUUUUUACAUGUGUAUAUACCAAGAAUACAUAGAGGAAGUUGAUGCUUCAAUAAAAUUCUAAUAUACCCAAAACAAGCCAAAAAAUAAAAUAAAAUACUUUUUUUUUUUAAAAAAAAAAAAAAUAUUCAUUUAGCAUAGUUAAAUUAAAUUAGAUUUAUUCCAAUCCAACUUAACACAAUUAGAUAUUUCCAAUUUGAUUUAAAUCAAAUUUAGUUUACAUCUAAUUUUUGUGAUUGAAUUAGUUUUUAUCUAAUUUAUUUUAAUUAACUAGCCUCAUCACCUUACCAAGUGAAUUUAACAUAGCAUUUUUUUUAUUUAUUUUUUGUUACCUCAUUCCAUGCUUGCAUGCUCACUCCCCAUACUUGUGUUUGUAGAUGUAUGCUCGUGACCAUUGGGGAGGCGACAACCAUAUUGACGACGACCUCCUUGCUCACCUAUACUCAGACUACCGGUCACCUCCAAAUUCAUCUGAUUCGUCGUCUUCUCCUAGCCCUUUAAGUAGUAGUGAGUCAUCUGGCGGAUCUCACGAAACUACAUGUCCUAUUCAUAGAGUGAAGAGAUUGAAAAGAAUCCUCCCACGCUGGGCCUUGUACUUUUUGCACGAAGGAGAGUGCUCCACCCCUCACGCUAUUACAGAGAUGGCCAAUCCUUCCUCCCAAGACGGCCCAGAGGAAAAUGAAGCUCAUACUGCUCCUCAAAAUCCUCCUACCCAAAAGAGGCGGACUCAGCAAGAGGGAACGGCUCCACACAUGGCGACCAAAAAACAAAAGAAGCGGAACCAGCGAGAGGUUCAGCGCAUGGCGUCUACCUUAGAGGCAAAGGCACGCUAUGAUCAGAGUACUUGGGAUCCCAACGUCUCAAUCGAACGUCCAGACAGCAGUUUGGAGUCGUCCGAGGUGCAAAGUUACCUCUCUUCGUACCCUCUUGGUGAAGGGGUGAAGGUAGUCCCAGCGAAGAAAGGCCAAAAAGCCGGCUCUCCCCCAGGUGAUUCCUGUGCUUGGACGAAAUACCACAUCGAGGCUGGAGCGACCUUGCCACUCCAUGAUUACUUUCGAGAGGUGGCGAACUACUUUGACGUUUCGCCGGCCCAAAUUGCUCCUCAUGGGUACCUGGCCUUAUCUGCUUUGUUCAUAAUAUAUCAUCAGAAGGGAUGGGGGAGACCUUCUCCUCAUGAAAUUCACUACCUCCUUUCCUUCCGGACUUGCCCGUCCAUGAACCAUUCAGAGUACUUCUACUUUAUGAACCGAGAACGGAAUCAGCCGUAUGUUUCUGGUAUUUGUAGCACAAACCGCAUUGACAAGCAUCGGACGUCCUACUUUUUUACAACCCCCAUGGACACUACCCACCGGGCUUUCAACCAUACGGGUACAUAUUCCAGACCGAUCCCAACCGAGGAGAUGAUACAACACGCGGCAGCCUUGACAGCUAUGCCAGACGCUGAAAAAUCAGCUCCAAAGAUUGUAACUCCAGAGAUGCUCAAGUUAGUGGGAUUGUACCCUCUUGAGCAUAACACAAUUGUCGCAAGCACAAUCGAUGGACCUGAUGCUCCUGCUAUUCCCAUUGACGGGGGGAAUCCUUCUCAUGGGAACUUUACUACAGCCGACUCUUCCAUCCACAGAUCUUUACCACCCGCUACUUCGAGGAGGGACACUGGAGUGAUUGUUGGUGUUGAUAGCAAUCCCGAGGAUACUACAAUGCUCAAUGAUUAUAGCUCUGAAGAUUCAGAUAUGUUCCACCAACUAAUUGCGAGUUAUGGUGAGAGUGAGGAUGUUAAUGAGUCUGGAGGAGAGGAAAGUGCUCCAGACCUUCCUCUAGUCCCUCGAGCCUGCUCCCAACUGAGGAAGCCUUGUCCUGCCGCGGUAGAAGGCGAGGAGAAUGCUCAAGUCUCUCCUUCUGUCCCAAAUAUUGGUGGCCGCAUGAGGAGACCUUCCAUCGUGGUUCCCAUAAUUCGUCCCGAUGAUGCCACAAUUCAGAUGCUAGAGUCUGUGCAUGACAACAUUGACCUCCUUGUUCGAAAAACUGCAACCGUUGAGGUGGUGCGUGACAUGUCCAACUACGAAGGUGAUACUGUCACUAAAGGAGUCCAAGACAUCCUUCGGGGUGUGACUCAAUUCAUGGUCUCCAAUCGUCAGUCUUCAAAUUUACAAGAGAAACUAGCUGCCGCAGAAGCAGCCCUUAAGGAGCAGAAGAAACUCUCCGCUCUUUCGGACGCAAAGCAUGAGCGUGACAAGGAUGAACUUAAGGAAAUUCUUGGUAGGAGGCUGACGGAACUCAAUAAUGCGCAGACCCGGCUGGAGGAGAGAAAGACUCAAGUGAAUUAUUACAUUGAUCAGAACCUUGAUCUCGCGAAGAAGAAUACGGCGCUAGAUACAGUCACUAAAGAACAUGACUCAGCGGUUAAGGCUCUUAAGGACACCAUUCAGAAACUUGAGGAAAGGGCAGCGAAAGACCGUCAGACCUACAAGCGCGCCUUCGACGACCAAUUUUAUCAGUUGUGGAAAAAUAACCAAAAACUUAAACUUAACCUUUCACACAUGCCUCCCCAGACUAAAGAUAAGGAGCUUAUGAAGUGCAAGGCAAGACUCCUUCGAGAAGCCACGCUUCCUUCCACGACUGAUAUUCCCGGUGGUUCUACUUCUAUGGACCCGCCUGAAGAUACUCUUCCUUGAGAGUUUUAGCCUUUGUGCUGUUUAUCCCGAGCGCAUGUGCUCCUUAGUUUUAUCAUCUUUAGACAACUUUCAUGGGUAGUUUGUGUUUUUCUUUCCUUGGUUACUUUUCAUCCAAGUACUUGACACACUCUAUUUUUUCUAAGUUAUCCUUAGUUAAAUAGCUAAUUAAAUGAGUUUGCUCUUUAAGCUCUCUUGA
Molecule: messenger RNA, 4472 nt
Organism: Cannabis sativa
Lineage: Eukaryota; Viridiplantae; Streptophyta; Magnoliopsida; Rosales; Cannabaceae
Exons: 3
Coding region: 1982-4276 (764 amino acids)
Source: RefSeq, a predicted model, not a curated record